This is a messenger RNA of Hyphopichia burtonii NRRL Y-1933, 1782 nucleotides long. RefSeq lists its product as uncharacterized. The record is from RefSeq and is a predicted model, not a curated record. Gene Ontology annotation, biological process: borate transport; monoatomic ion homeostasis; transmembrane transport. Lineage: Eukaryota; Fungi; Ascomycota; Pichiomycetes; Serinales; Debaryomycetaceae. Gene Ontology annotation, cellular component: plasma membrane; fungal-type vacuole. The transcript has a single exon. The coding region runs from base 61 to 1776 and encodes 571 amino acids. Gene Ontology annotation, molecular function: solute:inorganic anion antiporter activity; borate efflux transmembrane transporter activity.
GCUGAAGCCAUUGAUAAAGCAAGAGAUCUCUGGAAGAAGAAGAGAGAUUGGUAGAACAAGAUGGGCCGAGUUUAUAGAUGGUUCAACUACCUUGGGUACGGGAUCUAUAAUGAUUUGCGUAGUCGACUACCGUAUUAUAAGUCUGAUUUCACCGAUGCUUUCAAUUAUCGAGUUAUCCCAUCUACAACUUAUAUAUUUUUCACUAAUUUACUUCCAGCAAUUGCCUUUGCUCAGGAUAUGUUUGAUCAGACUAAUAAUCUGUAUGGGGUGAAUGAAGUGUUGAUGAGUUCUGCCAUGGCCGGAGUGGUGUUUGGGCUAUUUCUGGGUCAGCCAUUGUGUAUAGUUGGGGUUACUGGACCAAUAUCGAUUUUCAGUUACACGGUUUAUGAAUUGAUAAGCCCCAGAGGCACUCCAUACUUCCCGUUUAUGUGCUGGAUAUACUUAUGGUCGAUGGUGAUGCACUUCAUCAUUGGGUUAUUGAAUAUGGUGUCGUAUUUGAAAGUCAUCAGUAGGUUUUCAUGUGAUGUCUUUGGAUUUUUCAUUAACGUUGUUUAUAUUCAAAAGGGAAUUCAAAUCCUUAAUAACCAAUUCCGGGAAGUGGGAUUGGCAAGUGGAUACUGCUCAGUCAUGAUAAGUCUCUGUAUGAUCAUUUGUGGCGUGGGGAGCCACAUACUAGGUACCAGAUUACAUUAUUUCAAGAGUUGGACCAGGAAAAUCUUUAGUGAUUAUGGAACUCCAUUAUCAGUAAUUUUUUUCACCGGAUUUAUUCAUUUUGGUGGUAGUUUAGCUAAAACUGAGUUGAAAAGAUUACCGGUGACAAAAGCAUUCGAACCAACUACAAGUAGUUCCGAUAUAAGGCCCCAUGGUUGGUUCAUUCAUUUUUGGCCAUCAGAAAAUAUUAGUGUUGCUGAUAUGUUCUUAGCGCUACCUUUUGCUAUAUUACUUACAUUACUUUUCUAUUUUGAUCAUAAUGUUUCUUCUUUCAUGUGCCAACUGAAGGAGUUCCCUUUGAAGAAACCAAGUUCUUUCCAUUGGGAUUUUAUGUUGUUAGGCUUAACCACUGGUAUUGCUGGCAUUUUAGGUAUACCGGCUCCCAAUGGGUUAAUUCCUCAAGCUCCUCUACAUACUGAAUCCUUGGUGGUCCAUGAUCCCAGAACUGGUAAACCUUUGUCGGUUGUUGAGCAAAGAGUUACUAAUACUGCUCAAGGUUUAAUAACUUUCGUUAUGAUGUCUGGUCCUUUCUUAGUUCUUUUGAGAUUGAUUCCUCAAGCGGUUCUUUCAGGUCUUUUUUUCAUCAUGGGCAUUCAAGGUUUAAAUGGUAAUAUUAUCACGAAUAAAAUUAGAUAUCUUUUCUUAGACUCAGAUUACAUCAAACAUGAUCCUACUUGUCCUCAAGUUUUCCGAGACUUUGAUGAACUUCCUAAUAAAAAAUGGUUUUAUGUUUAUCUUAUUCUUCAAUUAGUGGCGUUUGGUUUCGAAUUUGGUAUAACCUUGACAAAAGGUGCUGUCGGGUUCCCGGGCGUUUUAAUGUUCUUCUUAUUAUGCGCUAAAUAUUGUUGGCCGCUUUUCAUACCCAGAGAAGAUUUGGAACUUCUAGAUGGCGAAGUCGCCGAUGAAGUAAUUGUGAAAAACUUACAAAUUGUUGAUCAUUUGAAUAAUGUUCAUUCCCCAAAAAGAUCAAGCGAUGAUGAAAAUAAAACAGUGCUUGAAGAAGAAUUUAACGAUUACGAAUUAAGACAUCGUAAUUUACGUAGCAUCGAUACCAUUAAAAGCUAAUGAUGC